AUGACUGAUUCCAGGCAAGAGAAAAUUAAAUCCUAUACACUUUCUAUGCCUUCAUUUUUAGCUAGUAAAAGAAAAUUGGUCUUGAACCCUUUAGCUACGAAGAAAUCACCACAGAGUUUUUCGAGAAGAAAUUCAGAAGUGGGAAAGCUUCCCCCGAUUGUUUCUCCAAGACCACGCAUAGAAAGUUGAGAUUGCCAAAUAAAUUCGGCACUAGACCUAUUAAACUCACCAAAAACCGUCAGAAACUCACCCUCAUCGUCGAAGUAUCUCCCUUUUAUAUAUGCCCAAAAUGGGCUUGAAAAAGCCAACGAAAUAAUGCCAGAUCUUAAAUUGAGAAGGGAUUUCGUCCUUCCAAUUACAAGAAAAGAUUGUUGUGUAAAUUUAUUAGAAGAUUGUAAUGUACAAGCGAAAAAUCCAGAAAUUCAUAAACGGCAUAGGACGCUCCUUAUGCAAAGUGUACAGGAAGGGUAA
Messenger RNA from Blepharisma stoltei, 471 nucleotides. NCBI's taxonomy places the organism in Eukaryota, Ciliophora, Heterotrichea, Heterotrichida, Blepharismidae. The record is from the annotation of a GenBank genome assembly.